This is a messenger RNA of Dothidotthia symphoricarpi CBS 119687, 1994 nucleotides long. RefSeq lists its product as uncharacterized. The transcript has 5 exons. The record is from RefSeq and is a predicted model, not a curated record. The coding region runs from base 174 to 1904 and encodes 576 amino acids. NCBI's taxonomy places the organism in Eukaryota, Fungi, Ascomycota, Dothideomycetes, Pleosporales, Dothidotthiaceae.
AAAGCAAGUGCACAUGGUAUUAAAAGUCCGCGAAUUAAACAAGCCAGCCGCCAAUCUCGAGCUAAUCCAGAGAUUAUUACCUCAUGCGUGCUUAGCCGUGCUCCGUUUGUCGUUCGUUGCUACCUGCAGCCUCAACAACCACAACCCCAGUCUCGACAACACGCACCGCAACCAUGGUCGACUCGGACUCGUCGCUCUCCUCGGCGCCGUCGACUGACGACGAAAUGGCCGUCGACGUGGCGCCUGCCAAAGCCAGCAAACCAGUGCCCCAGAAGAAGACGAAGAAGAAGAAGUCCAACGGCACCAUCCUGACCUUCUUCAAGAAGAAGUCGCCCUCGCCGCCGCCCAGGACGCGUCCAGCCUCGCCGCCACACGAAUAUGUGCCGGCGGAUAACCCAGAUGUUGCUUUUAUCGUCAUGUUCCGGUCGCGCUUCAACGAUGCCUUCCCGCGCGGCUCUCCCCACGUCGGGCCCCAGGAUAUCGAGCUGGGCGUGCUGGACGAGAAACCGUCGCCUGAUGUCGAGGGUCUGCUAUGCGCCCUGCUGGGUCUGGUCCUCAAUCGCAAGAAGCCUGUCGAGAAAGGUCACUACGGCCGCGCGCUCGAAGAAGCCGUCCAGACACAGAAAUCGCAAUGGCCACGCAAGUGGAACUAUAUGAACCCGCUCAGCGGCAGUCGCAACUUCAACACCAUGUCGGCAGACGAGCGCAUCACCCUCCUUCACACCCUCACGCUCUGGACUCUCAACCAAAACGAGCAGGUCAAGGCCAUCAUUGCAGACUCAUACAAGCACCGCACGACUAAAGACAGACUCGACACCAACAUCCCUCUUUCGGUACAGCCAUGGGGCCGCGACGGCGACAAGCGUCGGUACUGGCUGGUCGAAGGCCAAAAUGACACCCACUUCCGCGUCUACCGCGAGAGCGACCCACACCUGAAGAAGGCGACGUGGUGGAGUGUUGCGGGCUCCAUCGAAGAGCUGCAGGCGCUGGCCAAGACACUCGAGGAAGAGGACGGCACAAAAGAGGCCAAGGCACUGGGCGAGCGCAUGAUGAACGCCGUGCCACGUUUCGAAGCAUCGGAGAAUAAGCGCAAACGCCGCGAGUACCGCGUCCACCGCAACGCCACCUUCACACGCCCCGACCCCGGCUUCUCCCUCUACGAAGGCCGUACCCGCGGCAAGCGCCUCAAAUACACCUUCUCCGACGGCGAGGACUUCGACUCCGACAACACUUCUACCCGCCGCUCUGCCCGCAACUCCGGUCGGGAAACGCCCACUGUCCCCGCAGGUCCCACCGUCACCGCCAGCGGCCGCCAGGUCCGAUCCCGCGCAACAGGCCUCUACGGCGAGACACUGCUCAGCGGGCAAGUCACCGACCACGGCUCUCCUGCAACCGGCGAAUACAUGCGGUCUGACGCCUCGGAGGAACCACAACCCACCCACGGCCGGUCCACGCGCGCUGCUGCGAACGGUCGCCCACUGGCCCGCGUAGUUGACUCGGAAGAAGAUGACGACGCCACAUCGUGGGACGGCGGGGACGAAGACGACGACGAUGUGGAGCCCGAGGCUGAGGGCAUGGAUGUUGACCUCGACGGCGACGAGGAUGCUGAUGUCGAUGACGACGCCGAGGGGGAAGACAUAGACACAGACCCGCAGACCCUCGUCGUUACACUACGGUAUGGAAAGGGUCGGCCUGGUCCGAAGCCUGCGCCGGACUCGCUCAUGGCGGAUGAUGCGCCGCCUCCUGUUCUCGCGCCGGCUGCGGAAACGGAACUCGAGCAGCGGACGGGGGAUAUAUCGCUUGGUGGGCCGACGACUAAGCUUGAGGGGUUCUUUAAUGCGGAUACGAAGGCGUUGGGGGGGUUGCCUGUGCCUGUGCCUGUUUCGACGCCCGCGUGGCAGUAGUUGGAUGUACAGUUGGGUUGGACAGGAUGUGGUGUGUUUGAUAGAAGUGUGCUGGACGGAAUAGAGAGAGAGAGAGAUGAAAUACCAAAU